This is a messenger RNA of Trichophyton rubrum CBS 118892, 786 nucleotides long. RefSeq lists its product as uncharacterized. The transcript has 2 exons. Lineage: Eukaryota; Fungi; Ascomycota; Eurotiomycetes; Onygenales; Arthrodermataceae. The coding region runs from base 1 to 786 and encodes 261 amino acids. The record is from RefSeq and is a predicted model, not a curated record.
AUGGAGUCUCAGGGUAUCAGCAGAGAAGAGUCACGACGACAAAGCUAUACAGUCCGGCGUAUCCAGCCAUCAGACUUCCCAGCGGCAGCAGAAAUUCUAGCAAAUGACAGCAGCCUGGGCAAAACGUUGUACUCAGGCAAGGAAGCCCACCACAGCGACCCCAUAGAUGGAUUUAUCCAGAGUAUACGAUCGAGAUAUCUGAGUCCCGGAUGGGUGAUAUAUGUCGCCGUCGCAGUUCCUAGCAAGGAUGACACCACGGACCACAGGGGAAUAAUUGUUGGAUAUGCAGCUUGGAAGCGAACGGGCACAAGCCCCGCAGCGCAAGCAUGGUCUGACAACAAUGAGUGGAAUUUAAACGGCCUCCGGGUAACCCUUUCCAGCUUACAAGACAGUUUAACUCAAUGCUUCCAGUUAAGCAAAGGAGUCAAUUCUGACGAGCCUUCACUCCGACUUGAGGAGAGUUUCCCAUCUGAUGUGUUUCCAGAGCUGUGGUAUUUGGCUACCCUCGCAGUUGAUCCAGCAUACGAAGGAGAAGGAAUACGGCCCUUGUUGACACGACGCGGUAUAAGCCAUGCAAUCGAUGAGCGCGUUCCAAUAGGGCUAGAAUCAAGCAUGAGAGAUAGUAGAGUAUAUGAGAAGAUGGGUUUCAGGCUGCUCAAAAUGACGAUGAAGGGGGGUUUGCCGGUGUCUGUCAUGGUCUGGAGGCCCCCUGGACCAGCGCCCGAACGGGUCAGAGAGUUCCAGGGAGUGGACAGCGCUGCCCGCUUUCGCACACGGUGUCCUUAA